Strongylus vulgaris is the source of this 474-nucleotide messenger RNA. The record is from the annotation of a GenBank genome assembly. Lineage: Eukaryota; Metazoa; Nematoda; Chromadorea; Rhabditida; Strongylidae.
AAAUCGUUGCCAGUUUGCGAGGAAUAUAUUCACAUAGCCGAACAUGAGCAAGAACCGAAAUUGGCUGAGAAUGGGGAGUCGAGCAUUAUGGACGAGGCGAGUUUUGUGAUGAAUACCCAAGUAAGUACAGCUGGCGAAAAUGUGGCAUCAUGCGAGAUGGAAAUUAAUCAGAAAGAAAUCGAGAGUGAGACGGUAUCCGUGAUCAUCGAACCAUCUGAAGCGUUGGCACAGGUUGAUGUCAAAGUUUUUGACAAAAAUAAUGUAGUCACAAGCACGGUUUUGGUUGAUGUGAUUCCUCACAAGGAGCAUAAGUCCACACUUACGACCAGUGACUCUUGGGAGAAAGAAUUUGUUGUUGCUAGCGGAUCUGCUCCUCCUGAAGCAGCAACUCGACUUUCGCCGAACAUGGAUUUGGAAAUGUCUGCAGCAAAUAGUCUUCUCAAUGAGGUGGAGAAACUUGAGGACGAAGCAAAG